Nicrophorus vespilloides is the source of this 1427-nucleotide messenger RNA. RefSeq names its product UMP-CMP kinase 2, mitochondrial-like. The transcript has 6 exons. Gene Ontology annotation, biological process: dUDP biosynthetic process; dTDP biosynthetic process; dTTP biosynthetic process. The record is from RefSeq and is a predicted model, not a curated record. Gene Ontology annotation, cellular component: cytoplasm; mitochondrion. The coding region runs from base 166 to 987 and encodes 273 amino acids. NCBI's taxonomy places the organism in Eukaryota, Metazoa, Arthropoda, Insecta, Coleoptera, Silphidae. Gene Ontology annotation, molecular function: dTMP kinase activity.
UGAUAUAAUGAAAGAAUCGCUAGUUUUAGCUUCAGUUUGUAUCCAAGUUAAUUUCUUAAAAGCAGUAAUAUAUUUACAUCAAGUGUUGUUACAUGUGGCUACUUGUACUGAUAACGCAAUAAUAUGUAACAGGAUCACUUUAUUAUAGGCAACUUUAUUUUCAAAAUGAAUAAAUUGCUUGUGGGGGUUUCCCCCUUUUACAUAUUCGCAAUAUCACGUCAUAAAUCACGUCAGUGUGUUUUCAAUUGUUUUACAGAACGGUCAAUUGGAGUGACUGCAAACAUGCCAGUUAUAUAUAAAUCUUUACAAUCAAUUCUCGACAUUAUUGAUCAAAAUAAGUGGAAUGAUAAAUUCGAAAUAAAGACUAUGUUAAAAGAGUACGAUAAUUUGAAAUUAUCAUCGUCUCAAGUUACCAAGAAGUUUCCAUUAAUAGUCAUCGAAGGCCUCGAUGGCUGUGGUAAAACAUCGACGACGAAACAAAUAUCGAAGAAAAUAGGCGCUUGGCUUCAUUGCACACCACCAAAAAUGUUUGAUAAUUUACGACCGUAUUUUGAUGGACAUCCAGAAAUACGAGGUAUAUUCUAUUCACUUGGAAAUUACAUAGCAUCGCUCGAAAUGAUGAAAAUAUUGGAAACGCAGCCUGUCAUAUUAGACAGGUUUUGGCAUUCGACUGUUGCGUACGCUCUUGCCCAAAGUGGAACUUUACCACCAAAGGGUGACGAGGUUUACGAAUGGCCCAUGGAUUUAUUGAAACCAGACGCGGUCUAUUUCUUGAACGUGAACGAGGGUGAAAGGUUGAAACGUAUUUCCGGUAGGCAGAUGCACACGGAACAAGAAAAAUGUAUUGCGAAUGAUUCUACAUUUAGAAACAAUAUUAUUGAAGCUUACAGGAACAUGAAAAAUCCAGAAGUUCAAUUUAUUGAUGGUAAUCAAUCAUUUAUCAGUGUGGUGGACACUUUACUGAAGAAAAUUCAGCUGAUCAAGUAAUAAUAAACGAAAUCCGGUGGACGAAUAUUUUUUUUUUGCUACUUAUAAAAUAAAUAUUUGUAGUCCUAAAAAAAGGUUUAUCAUCACUUGCAAAACAUUGACAGGAAACUGAUAAAAGUUAUAAUUUUUGAUUGCUAUACGCAGUGAUAGGAAAUGUUGGUGUCCGUUUUUGAUUUAUUAUUACUAACAACUAUUGUUUAAUUAAGAUUAAAUAAUAUUAAUUAUUAAAAGAACUUUCUUCAGAUCUAAUAAAUGUUACAGUUAUUUGCAAGUUUUUGUCCAAUGGAAGUUGCCAGUAUUCGCAUAUAAUGCUUGUUUAAUAAUUGUUACAGUGACUAUAAGAAAUAAACUUAUAUAUUUGUUUGAUCUUGAAACAUUAGCUUAUUGCAAACAUAACAAUAAUAAUAAUAUUUAGUUGUACUUCUUUGUAUUAAGUACCA